AUCUACUCACACAGGCAAAACAGGUUCUUUUGGAUAGCAUCCAUUGGCCGCAGUGCUACAUAUAAACCCCAUCUGAAGACUGAUACGGUCUCAGGUGGAAUAUAAUGGAACGACUCUUCUUUCGUGAUAGGAGACUAGCUGGAAGUGUUCACAACCGGGCUGACCCGAAGUGAGGAUGUAUACUUGUUGCGGGUGGCGCAGCGUGGUACCCUUUCAUUUAGAUUCGUCCGUCCUCAAUGGCCAAGAUAUCGGUGCUGAUCGUCAAUCCAAACACUACGGAAUAUAUGACAAAUCAGCUUAAGCCUAUUGUGUCUAGCCUCGAGUAUUCCGACACAGCCUUCACAUUCUUCACAAGUCCGUCAGGACCUCCGAGUAUAAAUGAUAAUGAGACAGCACUCAAGAGCGCCGAACACAGUCUCCCUCAUCUCAAGAGGCUGAUCGAUACACACGAUGGGUUCCUGGUCGCAUGCUACAGCGUCCAUCCUCUUGUGAAGUUACUGAAAGAGCGCACGCGUAAACCGGUCGUUGGUAUAUUCGAGGCAAGCAUCACAACAUGCUUGCAGCUUAUAGGAUCGAAUGGAACAUUCGGUAUUGUUUCUACAGGGUACAUAUGGGAGAAACUACUGAGGGAAGGAGUUUAUGAUAUGCUUGGCGUACCGAGGGAUGACACAGCAGCACGUUGCAGUCGUUUUGCAGGUGUCCAAACUACUGGUUUGGAUGCUAUAGAACUUCACGAAACUCCUGCUGAAAAAGUUCAACUACGCAUCGCAGAUGCUACGAAGCGGCUCAUACGUUCCAACAACCAACUUGAGGCAAUUUGUCUCGGGUGCGCUGCUAUGGCUGGGCUGCAGGAUAUGAUCCGUCAGGCUUGUAUCGACGAACUUGGUGGAAUUGAAGGAUCAAAUAUCAUGAUUAUCGAUGGCGUGAAAGCAGGAGUGGGUAUACUGGUGGGACUUGUAAAAGGCCAAUUCGCGUGAAAGUAACUGAUGAUCGGGGAAUCGGGGAACGGAAGAGUUACAUGAUGGAACCUUGGCUGUACCACCAUUGGUAAUGCUUCAUGGAAUCAAAAUCCACUCUGUUACCAAUCCCGGUGGUUUAUCUCGGUUUUACUAUCCUCGUACCAAGCACACCAUAUUUUCUGACAAUAAUAUGUGCUGAAAUGAAGGU
Serpula lacrymans var. lacrymans S7.9 is the source of this 1167-nucleotide messenger RNA. RefSeq lists its product as uncharacterized. The transcript has 2 exons. NCBI's taxonomy places the organism in Eukaryota, Fungi, Basidiomycota, Agaricomycetes, Boletales, Serpulaceae. Bases 237 to 977 code for a protein of 246 amino acids. The record is from RefSeq and is a predicted model, not a curated record.